CCAUAUCCGGUGGCGUCACCGGAAGCUUAGUUACCCGUGCAGCUAGGGGAAGCUCUCGCCCUAGCAACCGGGCCUCGGCUUCCAGGAGAGACCCUGAGCCGCAGAUAGUGGGUGAGGAUGUGGUUGCUUCCCUGCUGCUCUCUGUGACUCUCCUCCGAGUUGCUUGCAGCUGUUUUCAUUUUGACGGAGGAGGAGAUGUUGCCCGUACCAGGAUUGCAGUAGAAUUACUGAUCUUUGAUUCAAAUCUCUCACCGGAGGUGCUGCCGCAGAAAGCAGAGAACGACCAGUGAACUGCAAUCCCUGAAUCAUAAAGUAAUCAACUGAACUCGAAACCAUGGGGCUAUUUGACAAAUUAGCUGGCUGGCUUGGUCUAAAGAAGAAGGAGGUUCACGUGUUGUGUUUGGGACUGGACAAUAGUGGGAAAACAACUAUAAUUAAUUGCCUAAAACCUUCAAAUGCUCAAGUACAGGAUAUUGUUCCAACCAUUGGAUUCAGCAUCGAAAAUUUCAAGACCUCUGGCCUCUCCUUUACAGUGUUUGAUAUGUCUGGCCAGGGUAGAUAUCGAAACCUGUGGGAACACUAUUAUAAGGAAGGCCAGGCCAUCAUUUUUGUUAUUGAUAGCAGUGACAAAUUAAGGAUGGUGGUUGCCAAAGAAGAACUUGAUACGCUUCUUAAUCAUCCAGAUAUUAAACACAGACGAAUUCCAAUAUUAUUUUUUGCGAACAAGAUGGACCUCAGAGAUGCUUUGUCAUCUGUCAAGGUUUCCCAGAUGUUGUGUUUAGAAAAUAUCAAAGAUAAGGCAUGGCAUAUUUGUGCCAGUGAUGCAAUAAAAGGGGAAGGACUACAAGAAGGUGUUGACUGGCUUCAAGAUCAAAUCAAAGCAAUGAAGGUGUGAAGGCCACUGAAAAGAGAGGCAAAUUAAGGUGAUUUGAUACUACUCAAGAGAUGAACAUUGCACCAAAUAUAUCUCAUCAUGUUGGGGACCAAACUUUUAAUUUAUCUUCAUUUAAAUUGUAUGUUUCAGAAAGCAAAAUAAUGUACAUAGUCAAAGUAAUGUAGUAUUUUUGUAAUACUAAGAUACAGUAAAUUUUACUUUGAAUUGUAUUAAGGAAUUAUUUGUUGUAAAGAUCUGGAAGAAGUACCCAAUGAGAAGUUGGUGUUUAAAGACUCAUCAAAUAUAUUACUUGCACAAAGAGUCUUGAAUUGAGGGCUCACUGCCAGCUUGCUCUAAACACGUAAAUAAGAUAGUGCAGUCUCGCACAUUCCCAAGCAACAUUUUCCUAAAUAAUGUCAAAAAUAAAUUAAAACCCGGUCCAUAGCCACUCAGCACUUGUUAGGUCCUUGACAGCUUCACUAUAGGCCACUAUUGAUUGAUCUAAACUUGGAAGAUGUUUUGCUUAGCAGAGAGCAGCAUACAGCCAUUUUUCAUUACAGUAAGCUGGCAGGAGAGGAGAACUAAUUUAUAGCUCUUUACGUGGGUAACAUUCUCUUUUUUUUUUUAAAUAAAGAAACACCAAAUCAGGCUACUUGAAAUACAAGUUUUCCAUCUAGACUUGGCACAUCCUUUUCAGACAUGCUUAGAAAGAUAUAUAAUUUCAAAACAUGCACCUUGUCAUCAAUUGCAUGGCCUGGAUUUUGUGGUUGUGUACAGAUGACAAAAUUGCAGUGUUCUCUGUUGUUACUUCUCCAAAAUUGACAGCAACUUUUGCCAGUCACACAUUUGCAGUUAAACUUUGAAAUCCAAAGGUUGCUGUAUGUUUCUCUGCUGUCCACAGGAAUGUACUGUUGAACUCCCCACUUAUGGAAAUCUGUGAGAAAUCACUGAACUGAUGAAAACUUGACUUUUUAUACUGUGAUAUUGAUGUAAAAAUCCUGGAAAAGUUUGACCUUUUAAUGAGAUAUAACUUGUCUUUUUUUUAAGCAGUGUCAAAUGUUUCCAUCAUGAUGAAAUCCAGUUUAAUUCUAGUAUUUCAACUAAUGUAAGUUCCAGUCUUUAUUUCGCUUUCUGCAAAAUGUAUGAAAUGUGAAGGUCAUAUAAUGCAUUUUGCCAUCUAUCUUGUGGUUUGUGAGAACUCCUUAAUGUGAUUGGCUGCUUACCCUGCCUGAUGAUAUCACAUUUGCUGGCCACCUCAGAAUCCAUUUUACUUGACACCAGAUACAAAUUAAAGUCAGGAAAUUUGAAAUCCAUUCCAAAGAGACCUUAUUAUCGUCAUGGGCAACUUUCUUUGAGAUCCGUUGUGAGUGCCAUUUCAUCACUGAUCACAAAAUCCGGACUGUUCAUUAUGCAAAUCCUGAUGGGGGGGAAACUUGUAAACAUUGCAGUAAUUUCUUUUCCUUGUUUAUUUCAUUUCGUCACACAAACAAAAUG
Chiloscyllium plagiosum (whitespotted bambooshark) is the source of this 2368-nucleotide messenger RNA. It is a transcript of the gene arl6, whose product is annotated as ARF like GTPase 6. Lineage: Eukaryota; Metazoa; Chordata; Chondrichthyes; Orectolobiformes; Hemiscylliidae. The record is from RefSeq and is a predicted model, not a curated record. Gene Ontology annotation, molecular function: GTP binding; GTPase activity.